GACACUUCCGGCUAACGGACGGUCCAUCUGCAGCUGGCCCUCCUGGCUGACGCGUAGGCCCAGGAUCGUCGAGCAUGGACGAACACAGCCUGGAGGAGUUCCGCCGGCGCUGGCAGGAGGAGCUGGCGCAGUCGCAGGCUCUGAGGCGGCGGCGGAGACUCGAGGCUGGGGAACGGCGGGCGCGGAGGCCCGAGGCGGGGGCGCGUGGCGAGCCGGCCUCGGGUUACCUGGCGCUGGCGCAGGGUCUGCUAGAGGGCGCGGGCCGACCCCCGGCGUCUAGGCCCGGCCGGGCCGACAGGAGGGAUGCGUCCAGCCGCUCUCGUUCACCCCCGGACCGCGAAGCCGCGGAGCCCGAGCCGCUGGUGGACCAGCUCAUCCGAGACUUGGACGAGAUGGAUGAGGUACCCUUCUUUGAUGUCCAGCUGCCUUAUGAACUGGCAAUCAAUAUAUUUCAGUAUCUGAACAGAAGAGAACUGGGGCGCUGCGCUCAGGUGAGCAAGACAUGGAAGGUGAUUGCUGAAGAUGAGGUGCUGUGGUACCGGCUGUGCCAGCAGGAGGGGCACCUUCCCCGGAACAGAAUCUCUGAUUACUCCUGUUGGAAGCUCAUCUUGCAAGAGUGCCUCGCCAAGGAACACACGUUAAGAACCAACUGGAAGAAUCGCAAAGGCGCUGUGAGCGAGCUGGAGCAUGUUCCCGAUGCUGUUUUGUGUGACGUGCGCUCUCAUGACGGUGUUGUCAUCGCAGGAUACACAUCAGGGGAUGUGAGGGUGUGGGACACCCGCACCUGGGACUAUGUGGCCCCCUUCCUGGAAUCUGAGUCUGAGGAAGAGGAGCCUGGAAUGCAGCCAUAUGUCUCCUUUGUGAGGAUCAAUAGCUCGGUGGCAGUGGCAGCUUACGAGGAUGGGAUUCUUAACAUUUGGGACCUAAGGACUGGCAAGUUCCCUAUCCAUCGCUUUGAGCAUGAUGCAAGAAUACAGGCCCUUGCCCUCAGCCGGGAAAAGAACAUUGUGGCCACGGCUUCUGCCUUUGACGUUGUGAUGCUGCACCCUAACGAGGAGGGAUACUGGCGCAUAGCUGCAGAGUUUGAAGUUCAGAAACUGGUUGACUAUCUUGAAAUAGUUCCAGGCACUGGGAGGUACCCUGUGGCAAUAGCCACUGCUGGGGACCUGGUGUACCUGCUGAAAGCUGAGGACUCAGCCAGAACCCUCCAUUAUGUCUACGGCCAGCCUGCCACAUGUCUGGAUGUCUCAGCCAGCCAGGUUGCCUUUGGAGUGAAGAGUCUGGGAUGGGUGUACGAAGGAAAUAAGAUCCUGGUGUAUAGUCUGGAAGCAGAACGCUGCCUCUCCAAGCUGGGCAAUGCACUUGGAGACUUUACCUGUGUCAACCUCCGGGACAGCCCUCCCAAUCUCAUGGUCAGUGGCAACAUGGACAGGAGAGUGAGGCUCCAUGACCUCCGCAGCGAUAAAAUUGCACUGUCGCUGUCCGCCCAUCAACUUGGAGUGUCGGCAGUCCAGAUGGAUGACUGGAAGAUUGUCAGUGGCGGCGAGGAGGGGCUGGUGUCUGUGUGGGACUACCGCAUGAACCAGAAGCUGUGGGAGGUGCACUCCAGGCACCCUGUGCGCUACGUGGCCUUCAAUAGCCACAGCCUCAUCACUGCUAACGUGCCCUACGAGAAGGUGGUGCGCAACUCGGACCUGGACAACUUCUCCUGCCACAGGAGACACCGUGGCCUGAUUCAUGCCUAUGAGUUUGCAGUCGACAAGCUGGCCUUUCAGAGCCCUCUUCCUGCCUGCCGCUCACCCUGUGACACCAUGGCUGGGUACAGCUAUGACCUAGCAUUAUCUUUCCCCUGUGACAGUGCUUAGAGUCACUCAUGUAGACGUGGGAAGGGCCAGUUUCACAAACAUUGGAGCUAUAAGGAAGCUCUGCAGCACAGUGGACGUUUGGGGACAGUGACCACUCCUCCUGAGGCCUUGCUGCCUCUGUAGCCACCUACAGAGUUGGAGUCUGUCUUGGCUUUCCUCCUCCAUCCGGGGGCUUUGGUGAGACUCAGUUAUGACUCAGGGUUAACCUUUGCAGGGGCUCCUCCCCCUCCUCAGCCUGUCGCAGCAGUGAUACUCCACCGUCCUUCCACUCCUAGGGACACGGGGCCUUCACCUGUGUCUGUGUACUGGCUCCAAGUGGUCUCCUGACCCUAGUCCAGCCAUCCUCAGUGGUU
Acomys russatus (golden spiny mouse) is the source of this 2218-nucleotide messenger RNA. It is a transcript of the gene Fbxw8, whose product is annotated as F-box and WD repeat domain containing 8. Gene Ontology annotation, molecular function: protein binding. Gene Ontology annotation, biological process: cilium assembly; protein ubiquitination. NCBI's taxonomy places the organism in Eukaryota, Metazoa, Chordata, Mammalia, Rodentia, Muridae. The coding region runs from base 75 to 1865 and encodes 596 amino acids. The transcript has 11 exons. The record is from RefSeq and is a predicted model, not a curated record. Gene Ontology annotation, cellular component: centriole; Cul7-RING ubiquitin ligase complex; ciliary basal body.